This is a messenger RNA of Megalops cyprinoides (Indo-Pacific tarpon), 1168 nucleotides long. It is a transcript of the gene nsdhl, whose product is annotated as NAD(P) dependent steroid dehydrogenase-like. The record is from RefSeq and is a predicted model, not a curated record. The transcript is spliced from 8 exons. Gene Ontology annotation, biological process: steroid biosynthetic process. NCBI's taxonomy places the organism in Eukaryota, Metazoa, Chordata, Actinopteri, Elopiformes, Megalopidae. Gene Ontology annotation, molecular function: 3-beta-hydroxy-Delta5-steroid dehydrogenase (NAD+) activity. The coding region runs from base 131 to 1168 and encodes 345 amino acids.
UCUGUAUUCACUAGUCUUGUUUCUCUUGUCUUCAGGAAAAAGCUUGCUAACUAGCAACAUAUUUUCUGCAGCCUUGUCGGGGCUGAGCACUGCAUGAGAUAUUAUUCCGCAAGCUAACUGAUACAGAACUAUGGCCACAAGGAUACGACCGAGUAGCAAACGGUGCGCAGUCAUUGGUGGUUCAGGGUUCCUUGGGAGAUACCUGGUGGAGCAGUUACUGGAUCGAGGUUACAGUGUCUCAGUGUUCGACAUUCGCCAGACAUAUCAACUCCCCGGGGUUACCUUCCACCAGGGGGACCUGUGUGACAAGCAGGCUUUGCUUGCAGCUUUGCAGGGUGUGUCACUGGUGUUCCAUUGUGCCUCGCCUGCUCCCUCAUGUGAUGACCGGGCCCUCUUCCACAGGGUCAAUGUCAAUGGGACACAAACAGUGAUACAAGCCUGUCAGGAGGCAGGUGUACAGAAAAUGGUCCUGACCAGCAGUGCCAGUGUUGUGUAUGAAGGCACAGACAUUAAGGAUGGAACGGAAGAUCUGCCCUAUGCCAAGAAGCCUAUUGAUUACUAUACAGAAACCAAGAUCCAACAAGAGAGGCUGGUUUUGGAGGCUUGUGACACUGAGAAAGGGUUCCUCACUGUUGCCAUUCGUCCUCACGGGAUCUUCGGCCCUCGAGACCCCCAGCUUGUCCCUAUCCUAGUGGACACAGCCCGUCGGGGAAAGAUGAAGUGCAUUAUUGGUGAUGGGAAAAAUCUGGUGGACUUCACCUUCGUGGAGAAUGUCGUGCAUGGACAUAUCUUGGCUGCAGAGCGCUUGCGGCCUGAAUCCCCUCUUUGUGGCAAGGCAUAUCACAUUACGAAUGAUGAGCCUGUGCGUUUCUGGGACUUCAUGUCCCAGGUCUUGGUGGGGCUCGGUUACGACCCUCCUCGAUACCGUCUGCCCUACUGCCUGGUGUACACUUUGGCUCUGCUGCUAUGGCUGCUGGUGCUGCUCCUGCGUCCUGUUCUACAGCUGCGACCCACAUUCACACCUAUGCGCGUGGCCCUUGCCGGCACACACCACUACUACAGCUGCGCUCGUGCUAAGCGGGACAUGGGCUACCAGCCGCUCGUCAGCCUGAAGGACGGAAUUGCUCGCACUGUGGAGAGCUACUCUCAUAUACGUAAAGGAGUCUGA